AUGGCCGCCGCAGGCUACGACCGCAUCGACGUUCCUAAUUACAAGAGAUAUGUGCGGUGGUCUACUCAAGCAUUUAGAAAUUUCCGACGAGCACACGACAACCCAAAUGCCGACUUGAGUUCAGAAGAUUGGCGCGAUAUCCAAGUCCCCGCACCAGCUCUACCCAAGUUGUUCGUUGCCUCGGAUGAACCAACUACGCACUGGUAUCAAGACCAUGCCAACAACGAGGGGCUCUCUAGAAUCCUGGGUCGUCAGCUCCCAGACGAUGACGUGAAUCACAGGUAUCAAAGGCGACUGCGAAGCAUUACUGGCUACUUUAAUCGACACGGACAAGGGACGUGGACUCCAGUCAAGAUCCUGGCCAAGGGAGGUCAGGGUAUGGCUAUACAUUUUCGGCAUGACCUGGAUGGGAAUGCUCGAAAUGUCGUCAUGAAGAUUGACCUCCGUGAUUGGUUCUCUAAAUCAUUGCAGGAUGAAAAGCGAGCCACGCUGAGACAAAGAAGAGCAGCACAUUCGGUCCAGAUUAUACCGCCCCGACUAGCCGGCGGUCUACAAAUUGGAGGCAAUCUAUACACCAGGGACCCCAACGUCUCUGACGACUCGUCAGACGACGAGCUGUCCGACUAUGACGGCGAAGGAGCCGGCGAUCCUCGCCCGCGGGAAUUGAGAAUGCCACGGGGCCAGCGACUGCCGGGAUAUUGGGACCGUAGCAAAGCCGACCACGACAGGAGAGCGGAUGCGUUUAUCAAUGCUGGCGGUCGAAGGCGAAACCGGGAGGAUGUCGAGUCCCAGCUAGAGUUUAUGCUUCUCGAGUACAUGGAGAAUGGCAGCCUGUCGUCGCUCAUCAAGAAGCGUUCCACCCACGACCAGGCCGACCGUCCUCCCAAUCGAGUCUUGUGGGCUUUUUGGUUGUGCCUGGUGAGAGGUUGUAUAGGCAUGGAUUAUCCACCAAGCAAGUUUCAUCCUAAUCGCAGACCACCGCCUGGCCGGCCCGAGGGUGAUCCCGCCGCUCGAGAAGAGCAUCGCCGGCAGGGCAUCAUGAGAAGAAGCCGGCGUUUAGAAGGGAGUUUGCCCGCAGACCCGGGCUCAGUCCACGGAGAACGGGCGGGGAUCAUGCACAUGAUGCAGGAUGUCAAUCGCCUCGGUCUUCCGCUCUGGUGGCAGCAACAAUACGACCAGGCCAUGGAGUCCUUUAGGCGAUAUGCAGAUGAUUUAAACGAAGAACUACCCGCAGAAGAUGACCUAUUGCGCCGCCGUGAAAACGUGGUCCAUUUUGAUCUCGAUCCCAAUAAUGUUCUCAUUGGCGGCUUUGAAAUGUCUGCACAGCAGAUUCAAGACUGGGGUGCUCAUAUCUCGAGGACCAGGGGCCCGGGGGGGACGAUGCCUUCCAAUAAAGAACCUCACCCGGGUCGUAUACAAAACGAGCACGUCUUUGUUCCGAGACUCAAGAUUGCCGAUUUUGGUAUUGCAGACAGGGUCAAGACUUAUAAACGAAACAUAUAUUACUGGUCUCGUAGACACUCCGGCAAAAGGUUGUUUCUGGCACCUGAACAAUUUGGGCGAGAGUGGGACAUGGCGUCGGAUUUACCAAACGAUGCCGAUAUAGGAGAGGCUCAAAUCCCCGGAAGCUUCAGUAGAAAGACCAACAUUUGGCAAAUCGCCUGGUGCUUGUGGUGUUUUAUCACAAUGCAAAAACCGCCCAUGCCUCCUCAACCUCAGAUACCACCUAAUUAUCGACACUUGAUCAAUGAUGAUACACCUGUAGAUCAGUAUGACCAGAUUCUCGAAUCAGCUGGCUAUCGUGGUCCAAUCUCUUAUUGCUAUAAAUUGUGCGAAAACGUCAGGCAACCAGACGACCCCUUUGGCUGGGUGGAUUUGGACUUGAGACAGACCUUGUACAGGUGCAUGUAUCACAACCCAGAUCAUCGACCCGACUUUGCCGAACUGAUCUCGCAAGCCAUGGGAAAAGUGGGAGGUGGGAUACCUGGUGAAGAUGAUGGAGUAGUUCGCGCCUGGGUAGAGAAAUGGUUUUAUAAUGCUCCUGCUCCUCCUCCUCCGCCCCCGCCUCCUCCGCCUCCUAAUGAAUUUGUGGAGAGCCUUACCCAUUACCAGAGUAGCAAUCAUGGAGGCGGCGGUAUGGAAUUGGAUGGUGCCGCCUUUGUAUUCGGUGGUUCACACGGUGGUGGAUAUUUCAACAAUGCUGCCGGUCUUCCUCCUCUGACUCCUGCUCAGCAAGCCUUUCUGGACCGAUUCAGAACCGAUUACCCCCAUGGAGCCCAGAAAAUUCACAACGUGGCUGGAGAGCAGCAAUGUGGACGCAAGUAUAAUCCUUUCCAAGUCAUGGCACAAGAGGCUGACAAUUACACAGUACAAGCAGUGGCAGAUAGCAUUAGGGUCCAAAUACCCUCGGCAAUGUUGCCUGCCGGUGCUUUUCGUCCCACAAUGAGCGAUCUUCAGGCCAUUUACCGUCAACUAUAUGCUACGGGAGUCUUUAACGCGGCCAUAGCCGCCGGCGUCGAGGUCCCAGACAGGUUUUACACGGCAGACACGCUGGCAGCUAUUCUCGAACGUUGGGGCGAUUCUCACGGUGUCUUGUUGCAGCUGGUCGUGAUGCUGCCCACUGGCGCACCCUAUCUGGUCCCAACCGCGAAUGCUGCCGGGAGACCAGUCUAUAUCUACAGCAAUUGGUCGGGUUCGGGUAUGCCGAUGGCACAAUGUCAUUAUGAAGGCUUGCAUCCGAUUGAGGCAGCUAAUUUGCUCUCUCUUAGUCCGGGGGAAGUAUAG
Messenger RNA from Pestalotiopsis fici W106-1, 2784 nucleotides. RefSeq lists its product as uncharacterized. The coding region runs from base 1 to 2784 and encodes 927 amino acids. Gene Ontology annotation, cellular component: cytoplasm. The transcript has 9 exons. Gene Ontology annotation, biological process: signal transduction; protein phosphorylation. Gene Ontology annotation, molecular function: ATP binding; protein kinase activity. The record is from RefSeq and is a predicted model, not a curated record. Lineage: Eukaryota; Fungi; Ascomycota; Sordariomycetes; Amphisphaeriales; Sporocadaceae.